Molecule: messenger RNA, 1374 nt
Organism: Carlito syrichta (Philippine tarsier)
Lineage: Eukaryota; Metazoa; Chordata; Mammalia; Primates; Tarsiidae
Gene: LCMT1
Product: leucine carboxyl methyltransferase 1
Exons: 11
Coding region: 170-1174 (334 amino acids)
Biological process (GO): C-terminal protein methylation
Cellular component (GO): cytosol
Molecular function (GO): protein C-terminal leucine carboxyl O-methyltransferase activity
Source: RefSeq, a predicted model, not a curated record
AGGUUGCUGGCGCAGCCGGCGUGGGCGGUGACACUGACCCGCGCCAGCUGAGCCAGGUGCAGCGCUGCCUUCUGUCCUGCUUCUGCUUGUGGCUCGCUCCUCCUGCCGUUGCCUGUCGGCCCCGCUUCCAUGUCCCUGGUGGGCACAGCUCCCCGGAAUCUCCACGCCCAUGGCCACUAGGCUGAGGGAGCCCGCUUUCACGUCCUCUUUAUCCACCUCGAACUGCGACACAGACGACGAAGGCGUGCGAGGCACUUGCGAAGAUGCUUCCCUGUGCAAGAGGUUUGCAGUGAGCAUUGGCUACUGGCAUGACCCUUACAUCCAGCACUUUGUGAGACUGUCUAAAGAGAGGAAGGCCCCUGAAAUUAACAGAGGAUAUUUUGCUCGAGUUCAUGGUGUCAGUCAGCUUAUUAAAGCGUUUCUACGGAAGACAGAAUGUCAUUGUCAAAUUCUCAACCUUGGGGCUGGGAUGGAUACCACCUUCUGGAGAUUAAAGGAUGAAGAUCUUCUCCCAAGUAAAUAUUUUGAAGUGGACUUUCCAAUGAUAGUCACGAGAAAACUGCACAACAUCAAAUGCAAGCCCCCCCUAUCAAGCCCCGUUAUAGAGUUGCAUUCAGAAGAUACACUUCAGAUGGAUGGACACAUAUUGGAUUCAAAGAGAUAUGCCAUAAUUGGAGCAGAUCUCCGAGACCUGUCUGAUCUGGAAGAGAAACUAAAGAAAUGUAACAUAAAUACACAAUUGCCAACCCUCCUGAUAACUGAAUGUGUGCUGGUUUACAUGACCCCGGAGCAGUCUGCAAACCUCCUAAAGUGGGCAGCCAGCAGUUUUGAGACUGCCAUGUUCAUAAACUAUGAACAGGUGAACAUGGGUGAUCGAUUUGGGCAGAUCAUGAUUGAAAAUUUGCGGAGACGACAAUGUGAUCUGGCAGGAGUGGAAACCUGCAAGUCAUUAGAAUCACAGAAAGAACGGCUCCUGUCGAAUGGGUGGGAAACAGUAUCAGCAGUCGACAUGAUGGAGUUGUACAGCAGGUUACCACGGGCUGAAGUGAACAGGAUAGAAUCACUUGAAUUCCUGGAUGAAAUGGAGCUCCUUGAGCAGCUCAUGCAGCAUUACUGCCUUUGCUGGGCAACCAAAGGAGGAAGUGAGCUAGGUCUGAAGGAGAUAACUUGUUAAUCUGUUGAAGACUCACGCUGAACCAGAAGCUGAAGCCACUAGCCUUCCUGGAGGAGAUGCUCUGAGCUCCCUGAGCAAUGGGCAGGCCUCGUCUCCAGGUCUCAUCACACACUCUGAGAAACCUCAUUCACUAAGGUUGUCACGCCAGUUCCUGUUCCUGUUGACAUAUUGUUGUUUAAAUAAAUCUCACUUGUCAAUUG